This is a messenger RNA of Chanos chanos (milkfish), 2823 nucleotides long. It is a transcript of the gene c10h2orf69, whose product is annotated as chromosome 10 C2orf69 homolog. Gene Ontology annotation, cellular component: mitochondrion. The transcript has 2 exons. The record is from RefSeq and is a predicted model, not a curated record. Bases 256 to 1275 code for a protein of 339 amino acids. Lineage: Eukaryota; Metazoa; Chordata; Actinopteri; Gonorynchiformes; Chanidae.
GGCGCCACUUGGCGGUGUAAAGGGUCGAAGUUCGUUGCGAUGUUAUAGUUUAAAAAAUAGAUUGUAGUUGUACAAUAUUGGGGCUAGUCUGCUGCAUUUUAUUAGUAUCUGUUGCAACACUGAACCGUGCUAAUUAAAGGGUAGUAUUUUUACAACUAAAUGUUGCCGUUUCGCGGUUCUUUAUCACUGCAUCGCCGAAUCCGUGUCCAGUGAUGGUUUCUACAACCUGCUGCAACGUUUGCAAAAAAUAAUCUCAUGUUAACCAUUCGUUCCGUUGCAGUCAGUUUAUCGCUCUUUGCUGUGGCACAAACGAUGAGCGUUGCAGCCGGACCCUCCACCGAGUCUCCGAGAUGUUGUCUCUCCACGGCUGCUGGGGCACGGCCGGGGAACUCGCCUCAGCUGCUGCGAUUGACAGCCGUCCCUGGCUACGAACAGCACCGGGUUAACGAUAUACUCCUUCUCAGCCCUGCUACUGGAACGGCGAGAUUAGGUGGCUCCGGUAGUAAGGCCGCGAGUAGUGAAAAUGCGCACGUAGUGUUUUUUCCUGGAGAUAUCCAGAAUUUCCAGCAGGAGAUGGCUCUCCAGCCUGAGGCAGCCCAGUGGCAGUCCUGGAGCCUGGAGAGAGUGGCUCUGGUCUUGGGCCUCCGAUUCCCAGGCCACCACGUCUGGAUCAUCCGCGCCUCGCGCAUGUACUUGCACAAGUUCAGCUGCUAUCAGAACUUCGUGGAGAGCAACCUGUUUGGGGCCCCGGAGCACACCCCUGACUAUGGAGCCUUCCGGCACCUCAGGGCACUCCUGGGCCAUGGGAUGGAGAGGGCGGGACUACCCAACCCACUCCCACCCUUAGGGAGCACUGCCGUCCCCGCCCCGCUACCGCCUGGUUUCUCCCUGACCGUAGUGGGUUUCAGCAAGGGCUGCGUGGUCCUGAACCAGAUGGUGUACGAGCUGUCGCGAGCCAGGGCUGACCCAGAACUCAAACUCUUCUUGGACUGCGUGUCAGACAUGUACUGGCUGGACGGAGGGCAUCCGGGGGGCAGCGAGACGUGGGUGACCGACAAACAGGCUCUCGGCGAGCUGGCGACCAGCGGAGUGUCCCUGCACGCUCACGUCACGCCCUACGAGGUGCGUGACCCCAUGAGGGCGUGGGUGGGACGUGAGCACAGGAGUUUCGUCCAGACGCUGGAGGAGCUGGGCGCGUGUCUCAGCCACAAGCUGCACUUCGAGGACGAGCCGGCGUCUAUCGAGAACCACUUCAGAGUCAUCGAGGUGUUCUGAUAUCGUCCCCAAAUCGUGCCUGAGAGCCAAAACCUGACAAAAGCGCUCAAUCCAUGACUGCAUUUGUAUUGCACAAAAAAAAAAAAAAAAAGAGAAAAAGAAAUUCCGUUAAGUCUUAGGGAGGCGAAAACCUCCAGUAUUCCACAAAGUGCAGAAGGGGGUUUUCGUACCUUCUAUUGUUCUGCUGAUCUGUAGACAAAAAAAAAAGCUUUACUUUAAACGAGUUUAACCUAUAGGCCUGUGAAGCCACAGCAAAAGAAUUAAGGUUCGCAUUACUGUUUUUGUGGGGUCAUAUUUAAGCUACAAUUUAAAAGUACAAUUUAAAAUUUCAUAUUUUCAGUUCUUUUUUUAAUUACCUCUGCCUGUGUAACCAAAGGGCUGUGUAUGCACCUGUAGGAACAGACAUUUGAUCAGAACUGCGAUGUUUCCCAUUCAUAGAUGAAUUUGCAUACCAAAUGUAUUCGAAUAAUUCUUAACAUUUCAGGUGAGCUGAAACGCAUGCACUUAUAAUGACAUCUGUAAACCUAUGAUUGAAUGUUACUUUCCUCUUGUAAUGAGUCUUACUAGAGCAUCUCUGUCUCCUUUAAGUUCUGCCACUUACAGUGAGACUGUUUCCUCAACGCUUUGUUUAUUUCACCAGUCGCCAGUCCAGAAAAGUGGAUUCUAAUUUAAGAAUAAGGGGCUUGCUAAUAUAGACUACACAUUAGAACAGGACCAACCUGUUGGAUACUGAAGGACUGAUUUUUUUUUUUUAAACAAGGAAAUGAAAACACGCUCUCUUUAGUGCACUCCCGGUCAAAGAUCUGCAGUGAUCGGUGGAAAAGACAAGAGGACUUAUGGAUCCGAGGGGCCAGAAUUGGAUAGGCCCAGACAAGAACUGGGAUGAAGACGGAGGGUCGACGGGACGUCCCGACAUGGUUCUCGUCGUCGUGAACUGGAGCUCUUCGGUCAACGGUCAACGUCCAGCACUUUCUAUUUAAAACUGCAUCAUUCUGAAAGCCGUUAUAUAUUCCUGUAAUGAGGUAUACUUCGCAAGUCAUCACCCCUCCCCCUCGAAUGUGAAAAGCAUAGAGUUGUUCCACAUGUGACUUGUUUUAAAUGGGUGAACUGUUAAAAAAAAAAAUCAGAGCUUAUUUUAACUAUAAGGUUUAGUUAUUCAUACCUUAUUCUUUAAUAAGAUUGCUGAGUAGCCUCUCAGUGUAAUUGAAUGUAUUAAGGACAAUCUCUCUGUGAGGGAGACUAAAUAAUCUUAAUUCUUGCUUCUAGGCUAAGCCGCAUACAUGCAGGUAGUUGGGAGAUGUCUUGUGCUAUAAUAAUCUGUAGUUAUAAGGAUCCAACACUCUGUGCUGAUGCGCCAAAUGGCUACUCACUGUGUAAUGUACUAAUUUGGUUGUUGUGGUAUGGCGUAAGCUAUGUCAAAGCCAGUGAGCCAGUAGAGAUUUGACACGCGUGAAACGUUAAUGAAUGUACUUUCUGCUUCACUUCCAUUCCAUUUGUUUGCAGUAUGCUCUUUUUGCUGAAAUAAAACAAAUCAGCCUUCAUGGUCAU